AUGGCGUCUCUGCGUCUCCGCGCGGUGCUGUCUGCUCUCUGCUGUCUCGCCCUCGUGGCCUCGGCUUCUGUGGAGGGAGCGAGGAUCCGGAUCGACCCCAUGACUCACGAUGUCGCCCUCGUCACGCAACAGAACUGGGACGGGAAAGUUCAGAAAUUCCGCUCUCACCAAGUCUUUGCGGUCUUGUUCUACAAGGACGACUGUGCAGAGUGCCAGAAUCUGCUCGACGGCGAGUUCAACACUCUCGCCAAGAAGAUGAAAGGCAUGGUUGGUGUCCUCGCAGUGGACUGCGGUGAGAGCCCGAAACUGUGCAAAGAUCAAAACGUCGCCUCGUACCCCACCAUCCUGAUCUUCCCGCCGCUCCCGUUGCCACCCUACAAAUUCGAGGGGACGCCUGACUACGCCUCGCUCUCGAAGGCAGUCGGCCCGCUCAUUCCCUCCAGCGUUAUUGUGCCGAAGGAGAUGAAGGAUUUCGAGAAGGCGAUGGCUACCCACAUUCAAGUCCCCAAGGUCCUCGUCUUCUCCGAUAAGCCGAAGGCGUCGAUUCUGCUCAAAGCCCUCAGCACUGCCUUCAAGGACAAGUUGCAUCUGCUGCUGAUCUCUGCCGAGAAACUCCCCGAAGUGGUGAAGAAGUACCGCGUCACGAAGUUUCCCCACAUUGUCGUGACGCGCAAGGACAAGAAGGACGAGGUCUACAAGGGCGAUUUCAACUUCCAGGUGCUCUUCGACUGGCUUAACGUCUUCUCGGAGACCUUCGUCCUCGGAGGCGGCUUCUCCGACCACACUCCCAAAGCCGAGCCAACCCCUGAAACGCAGCCGUGGAAGUUCCAAGUUAUUCCAGAGUUGACGAAGAGGUCCAACAUCGACUUGUGCUUCAAGAAGAGUUUGAAGGCGCUCUGCGUGAUCUACCUCAAGCAGGGGCGCGACUUGACACCGGAGGAAACCGACAUGCUCGAAUCGCUCAAGUACCAGUACGACAGCGGCAAAGGGCCCGACUUCCGAUUCAUGUACAUGGAUGUCGACACGGAAACAGGUUUCCGGGACUUGUUUGCGAUUGACGCCUACCCCUCUGUAGUCGUCUUCAACCCUCAUCUCAAAACGCGCUUCACCAAAAUCGACACAGACAAGCCUCUCUCCAAGGAGGACAUCGCGAACCUUCUGAACAAAAUCUCUUCCGGAAACGCCCGCUUCAGGGUCGUGCCCUCCAGCAAGAUGCCGUCGUUUGUGGACCGCAAGGAGGAAACCGAGGAAAAGAAAGAGAAAGCAGACAAAAAGGAUGAACUGUAA
This is a messenger RNA of Neospora caninum, 1287 nucleotides long. Its product is annotated as putative thioredoxin. The record is from RefSeq and is a predicted model, not a curated record. Bases 1 to 1287 code for a protein of 428 amino acids. The transcript has 6 exons. Lineage: Eukaryota; Apicomplexa; Conoidasida; Eucoccidiorida; Sarcocystidae.